UCAUCUAAUCCAAAAAGAGGUCUUGUUUCUAAACCAAUUUUGCAUUCAGCAUACAACUCGCGUGCACAAAUAGAUCUAAUUGAUAUGCAAUCGCAGAGUAUAAACAAUUACAGAUUUAUAAUGAAUUAUCAGGAUCACUUGACAAAAUUUGUUAUACUUAAACCACUAAAGACUAAACGAGCAGAAGAAAUAGCAUAUAACUUAAUGGAAAUUUAUACAACUUUUGGAGCGCCAGCAAUUCUACAUUCCGAUAAUGGAAGAGAGUUUGUUAAUAGUGUAAUUAAUGAAUUACAUACUAUGUGGGGCGAUGUUAAAAUAGUGCACGGAAAACCAAGACAUAGUCAGAGUCAGGGGUCUAUAGAACGUGCGAACCGGGACGUGGAAGAUAUGUUGGCGACAUGGAUGGCGGAAACAAAUUCAACAGAUUGGCCAUCUGGAUUAAAAUUUAUCCAAUUUCGAAAAAAUCGUGCUUUUCAUUCUGGUAUCGGUCGAUCACCUUAUGAGGCGAUGUUUGGUUGUCCAGCUCGUUUAGGUGUUGUAUCAAUUGGUUUACCGGUUGACGAAAUUAGCUCUUUGAAAUCUGAGGAAGAUAUUGAAUGUAUUUUGAAGUCAAACAAAGACGAGGGAGUCGAAGAAAAUGUACCGUGUACUAGUAACUUGGAACAAGUGACUAGUGACAUAGAACUUGUUGAUCAACGAAAACAAAAUAUACUUGAUGCACGUCAAUCAUCUGCUCACAAUUUAGAAAAACAGGCACUAAAAAUGGUUAAAACAUCCAAUAGAAAAUAUGAUGAACUUAGUGUUGGAACUACAGUACGUCUGAGUAUUCCAGAUGUAGAUCGUGCUCGUGGAUCACCAAGAAAUGUAUUAGCGGUUGUAACAGAAGUUAAGGACGAUUUAUACAAGCUAUGCACUGAAAGUGGAUUUUUAAAACAUAUGUACACGAGAUCAGAAAUAAAUCCUUGCAAAGCAAAUUUAUUGGAUCUAAGUACUGUUUUAAAAUCGGCAGGUCAAUCAGAAAAACCGUUAUCACUUCGGGAGGCAGCUACUGUAAAUAGUAUUUCAGGGGCACAAGGAUAUACCCGAUGUCAAUGUAAGACAAAAUGCAAGACGAACAGGUGUGCUUGCAGAUCGGCAUCUAGAAUUUGUAAUUCUAAAUGUCAUGGAAGUUUGCCAUGUGAAAAUAAAAAUGAGUAACUACGUUGCAAAUCAUAAAACAAUGUGAAAAAGCUUAAAUUACAUAAAUUAAAA
Myzus persicae (green peach aphid) is the source of this 1251-nucleotide messenger RNA. RefSeq names its product SCAN domain-containing protein 3-like. NCBI's taxonomy places the organism in Eukaryota, Metazoa, Arthropoda, Insecta, Hemiptera, Aphididae. Bases 85 to 1197 code for a protein of 370 amino acids. The record is from RefSeq and is a predicted model, not a curated record. Gene Ontology annotation, biological process: DNA integration. Gene Ontology annotation, molecular function: nucleic acid binding. The transcript is spliced from 4 exons.